This is a messenger RNA of Tremella mesenterica DSM 1558, 1494 nucleotides long. RefSeq lists its product as uncharacterized. NCBI's taxonomy places the organism in Eukaryota, Fungi, Basidiomycota, Tremellomycetes, Tremellales, Tremellaceae. The transcript has 8 exons. Gene Ontology annotation, molecular function: antiporter activity. The record is from RefSeq and is a predicted model, not a curated record. Gene Ontology annotation, cellular component: Golgi apparatus. Bases 1 to 1494 code for a protein of 497 amino acids.
AUGUCUGUCGGCUCACCUGCUGGUAGCAAAUGUGAGAGCCAGUUCCACCCCGAAUACGUAUCUUCCGUAUCUACCGUUGACCCGAGGUCUCCAAGUCUGACAUAUUCACUUUCUGUACCACACGAUGGGCAACAUGAAACCUCAGAGUCGACUUCGGCUGUCCGCAGUCGACCCGAUCAUAGCAGAGAGCCCUGGUCACAUCCCUCCUCGGUUGGUCUCUCGGCAGCCCCUCUCGCGCUCCCCUAUCAGCCUCGUUCCGUAUCUCCUAGGCUCCACGAUCACCCUGGCAUCGUCUCAACCUCCUCGUUUUCUUUCUCGCCCAACGGCGACGCGCCCGAUCUUCGAGACGAUACACCUGAAGAUCGUGCCCUUUCGCUACCCGCAGAUGGGAAGAAAGAACCUCCCAUUCGUGCGACCUAUUCUGGCGCAUCGGUAGAACACUUUUACGACCAUCAUCGCACCAAACCAAACGGCUAUUCCAGCUAUUUGCCCCUGUCUGGACAAAAGCACCAUGAUGGGACAAAUACGCCAACCGUUCCGAUGCCAAAAGUUAAAUUCACCGACUCCGUUGGAUACUGGCUCGGUUUGUACUUCUUCUUCAACCUUGGUCUGACCUUGUUCAACAAGGUCGUGCUGGUCAGCUUCCCUUUCCCCUACACAUUGACCGGCUUACACGCUUUGUCCGGAUGCGCUGGGUGCUACUUCGCAUUGGAACAAGGCGCAUUUGUUCCAGCGCGUCUCACACAGAAAGAAAGCAUGGUCUUAGCUGCCUUCUCUGUGCUGUACACCAUCAAUAUCGCCGUUUCCAAUAUUUCCCUCCAGCUUGUGACCGUCCCAUUCCACCAAGUUGUGCGCGCCUCGACUCCUUUAUUUACUAUCCUCAUCGCCACUGUUUUGUUGCGGCAAAAAUUCAGCAGUAUGAAAUUGAUCUCCCUUCUCCCCGUUGUGGCCGGGGUUGGCUUCGCGACCUACGGAGACUACUAUUUCACCGCGUGGGGCUUGAUUUUGACGCUAUUGGGGACAUUCUUGGCAGCGCUCAAAACCGUCGUCACAAAUUUAAUACAAACGGGUGGCGGAGGACGUCUGAGACUGCACCCACUCGAUCUAUUAAUGCGUAUGUCACCACUGGCAUUUAUUCAGUGUGUAAUUUACGGGUGGUAUACCGGGGAACUGGAGCGAGUGAGAAGAUACGGCGCGACGCAGAUGACACGAAGCAAAGCUAUUGCUCUGCUUGUCAACGGAGUCAUUGCUUGUGGUUUGAACAUCGUCUCCUUCACCGCCAACAAAAAAGCCGGCGCGUUGACAAUGACGGUGUCGGCAAACUGCAAACAGGUGCUCACAAUCGCGUUGGCAGUGGUCUUGUUUGACCUGCACAUCAACGCUACCAAUGGGAUAGGUAUACUAUUGACGUUGCUAGGAGGAGGCUGGUACGGAUUCGUGGAAUUUCAAGAGAAGAAUAAGAAACGCCUUGGAAAGAUCGUGGAUAAGUCGUAG